GCGUCGAGCGCCCCAAAAACGACACGGCUCUCGCAUCGCUGCGGUACGCGCGCCAAUUUUGUGCGCAUCGCUCCUAAGAAACGUCGUCGCCGCGGCUGCGCAAGCCAUCUGCUGGCCGUUGCGCUACACAAGCAAAAUGAGCUCACCCCUCUCCGAGUUCAGGACCAUCCUAAGGAUCCUGAACAAGUGGCCGUCGACGCGGCCGCGCGACUCAAUCUGGAAAACCUACCUGCGCGAGGAGUACCGGCGCAGCGCCGCCGACGCGGCAUCGUUAGAAGCGCUGCGGCGGCGCGCGCGCGACUACGCCAAUCUAUUAGACGGCGUCGAGGAGCAGAAGCGCCUGCGCGCGCUCGACACGGGCGCGGAAGUCAGCGAGGGCGUCAAGGAGGCGAUCCGGCGGUCGGCCGCGCGGUCGGGCCUCGUCGCGCCCGACGACGUCGACGCGCCGUUCGUCGACCUGAACAAGGAGCGGAACGGGUAAUAUUGUUGUGUGUCGUG
Molecule: messenger RNA, 498 nt
Organism: Pelagomonas calceolata
Lineage: Eukaryota; Pelagophyceae; Pelagomonadales; Pelagomonadaceae
Source: the annotation of a GenBank genome assembly